AUGGGGAAGAAGAAGCGCCAUCACACCACCUUGGAAGAACUCCUCGCGCGACCAUGGUGCUAUUACUGCGAACGAGAUUUCGAUGACUUGAAGAUCCUCAUCUCACAUCAGAAGGCGAAACACUUUAAAUGUGAGCGAUGUGGGAGAAGAUUGAAUACUGCUGGAGGACUGUCGGUUCACAUGAGUCAGGUGCACAAGGAGCAGCUGACUGCCGUAGACAAUGCGCUGCCAAAUCGAGCCAGUCUCGACAUUGAGAUAUUUGGGAUGGAGGGCGUUCCGGAAGACAUCAUUCAAGCCCACAACCAGCGCGUUCUGACACAGUACCAGCAGGCGGAGGCCGAGCGUCGUGCGGCGACAGGAAAUCCUCCACCAGGCACGGCCGGUGGUACCCCACGCAAGAGACCCAAGCUCGACAUUUCCGAGUUGAAGAAGAAAUUAGCAGAGCAUAGGGCCAAGAUUGCGGCCGAGAAGGCUGCUGCCGCCGGGGUAAGCAGCGGCGACACAACACCAGUUAGUGCUGGACAAAGCGCGCAGCCCGCAAAUGGAUAUGGACAACCUUCUCAGUAUCCCGGUGGUCAACAGCCUUAUAACAACGCCGCUGCUCCUAAUCAACAGUAUUCUUACCCACCACCCUAUGGCAAUGUCAAUGCUCCCUACCAGCAGACCCCAAGCCCCGUAUACCCGAAUUUUUCACCCAAUGGGCAACAACAGUAUCCACAAUUUCAGGCCAACGCCCCUGGACAGGCGCCUGUUCCGUAUGGAACGACGCCUCCGCCUAUGCCUUUUGCACAACAGCAGCAGAUGCCGGGAAGAACUCACACCCCUCCGCAAAAUGUAUCGUCAUACCCGCCUAGGCAGGGGAGCUUACCGUCUGCACCGGGCCUUCCGCAACGCCCGACAUUCGGUGCUCCGCAAGUCAACGCCCAGCAGAUGCAGCAGAUGCAUCAGGGACAAGUGCCGGCUACCACUGCAGGUACCGCUCCUAGUGCGCACGAGCAAAAUGCGCCUACUGCAGGCGCUCCCGCAACCAGCGAAGCAGCGGCUGCGCCCAUUUCCAGCUCCGUUGAUGAUUUGAUAUCGGGCGCAGCGAAAGCAGCCGAUGAUGCAGCCGCGCAAGCUUCCGCGCAGAAGGCGGAAGCAGCAGAAGAGAAGAAGGCGAAAAAAAGAAAAGGACAAGGCCAAGACGAGGUUGGUGUACUCCGACAACGAGAUCAGUCCGGAGGAGAAGAUGGCCAGGUUGCCAAGUUUGGCGAAACAGGCGCAUGCAUGGACAGACCCGUUGCCAAACGAACCAGUCACCCUCGUCCUCGUCAUGUUAUUACUGCUUUGUGUGUGUGUGUUGCCGGACCCUUGAUGUGCCUCGAUCAAGGAUCGCACCACUGCAAAGAAAAGAAAACAUGGUUAGGCGAUGACGGGCUGCUGUACACGAAUAAUUCCAAGGUAGGCAUGGGGUUCAUGGGAAAAAAAUGA
Messenger RNA from Rasamsonia emersonii CBS 393.64, 1470 nucleotides. RefSeq lists its product as uncharacterized. NCBI's taxonomy places the organism in Eukaryota, Fungi, Ascomycota, Eurotiomycetes, Eurotiales, Trichocomaceae. Gene Ontology annotation, molecular function: DNA binding. The coding region runs from base 1 to 1470 and encodes 489 amino acids. The record is from RefSeq and is a predicted model, not a curated record. The transcript has 5 exons. Gene Ontology annotation, cellular component: nucleus.